AUGACUCUCUACGAACUGGGCCUGCUUGUCUCCCAGAUCACUCAAAUCCCUGGCAUCUUCGAUUCUACCAAGGAGAUCAAGGCCUCCAUCAGCAAGCUCUACAGCGAGCUGGUCGGUUUGGCAGGCAGCAUCUCCGUGCACUACAGAAACCACAUCUUUAAUCUCGGUCAGCAGCACCAGUCGGUUACGCUCAACCUCAACGAUCUCUUUGGUGGUGACAUUGACUCUAUCUGGGCCAGCAAGACGGCUCUGUAUGAUCGAAUCUGGAUGCAGAGCCUUGGCAAGAAACAGUAUGCCUUAUCUCUCUCCGAACUCCGCCACCGGCUCAACCCGGAGUCGGAGGCGUUCCGGCAUGCGCUGUACGCCGAACUGGCCGAGGAUCUGGAGCGCGCUGAAGACACCUGCGAGUGGAUCAAGAGCGACCUGGUCGAAUAUCUGCAGUCGAAAGAAAAGAUUCUCGCUGUCACUGGCGCUCCGGGUUCUGGUAAGACAGUCCUUGCAGACUGGAUUGAAGAGCGUCUCCAGCGGCCACUCAAUAACGCCACGUACAGUGUCCUGCUGUACACAUUCCCUUCAGAUGACACUGAAGAGGCGGCGGUCGUGUCGUUUCUCAAGGGCGUCCUCUUCCAGCUCCUUGAGCGGAGCGUCGGCAACGUGCAGCUUUACGAGACCCUCGUGGCGGCCCUUGUCAACGAGGAAACACAUACCCGGGCCCAUGGAGGCAACCACAAGCACUCAGAAUUUGAGCUUGCACUGUGGAAGGCGCUGCAUAUCGGCCUCAACACGUUUAAGAAGAGCGACGAGCCGAUCGACCAUGUGUUCUCUGUCAAGAACGUUCGCACCAUCACAUUCUCUCGUUACGAGCACAAGCUUAACAGCGGCAUUCGUCAUGUGGCCAUUUCCGAACAGGAUGUAGCACACGACAUCCGAAGCUUCUUGCGCCAGACGUUCUCGCGAUCUGUGCUCUUCAUGGAACUACCUCCCGCUCAGCGCGAGAAGAUCAUCGAUGAUUUGUCGGUCAAGUCCAAGGGCGUCUUCCUCUGGGCUCGUCUUGCCGGCAACCUCCUGCUCAAGUACCACGGAUUUGUUAUCACACCUGACCACCACGGGUAUCACAAGCACGAUCACAAGCAUGAGCGCAAUACAGCUGCUGGGUUUGUGACAGCGUCCGAAUCCAUCAGUGCAGACGUCGAUGAUGUGCUUCUUGCGACGGAAUCGAAGCUCGAUCUCAAGGGCGACCACCAGCUCCGUGAUAUGCUGUCCUUCCUGCUUGUGUCGGAUGCACCACUCGAGACGGACGACCUAUCAGCUAUUCUGGCCGUCGACGUUCACAACAAGACUAUCCACAAGCCUGUUAACAUUGGUCAGCUCGUCGCGCGGACGGUUCCAGACCUCGUCCUCGUUCGCGACGGCCGCGUGCGCUUCAAGAGCAACAUCAUUCGCGCCCACCUGCACAAGCAGCUUGGCAAGUCGCUUCCUGCCGUGAAGGAGGCCCACCAUCAGCUCACGUUGCGUCUUCUUCUCUACACCAAGCUGGCGGUGCACUCCAGCCUGUUCAACGACCCCACGAUUGACGUCAUUGAUGAGGCAACUGUGCAGCGUCUCUUCCAAAACCAUCGUCUCCUGUCCUUCGUCAUGUCCCAUUGGAUGUACCAUUUCCGUGCCUCGUCUCAGUACCUCCACGGCAGUGGCCAUGACCUGGCUCUGUCCAAGGAUUUCAAGGCUGUCUUCCCCGAUUCCGUCGUCUUUGCGCUGCUCGAGCGUCACGCCUGGGCAUCGACAACGGACCUCGUGGCUCGCCUCACCCUGACCCUGCGGAUCCGGGAGGCUGUUUUUACCGAGAAACAUAUUUGUGUGCUGCAGAGUUUGAUUGUUCUCGGUCAUGUCCACCGCCAUUACUCGCACGCCGUGGACAGCUCACGCUACUUUUACCGCGCUGCCAUUCUUGGUCAACAGGUUCUCUCGCGCUUCAGUGCCCUUGUCGUCGCUUGCACCGACCUUUUCCUCCUGAUUACGGAGUCGAUCAAGUUCACCACACGCACGGAAAUUGUCUCGUACCGGGAGACCCUCAUUCGCUACAAGAUUGAAGUCUCCAUCGAGCGCUUUGGCUCCCACAGCAAGGCGGUACUUGAGUGGUAUGAAAAGCUGGCUGCCCUCUACGUUUCCAUCAAGGAAGAGGACAUGGUCGUCAUCAUCUACCGCGAGAUUUACGAGAUCAUUGUCGCCCGCGAUGGCAAGGGUUCCCAGGAGGCUUCCAAGUUUAAGAAGUUCUUUGGCGGCUUGGAUGUCACCCUCAGCGACGGAGAGGAGAAGAAGCCAGUCGACGGCUACGGCAAACUUCUCCUGGAGACGGCCGAGGACCUCGAGGUCACCGAUGUCCUGCUCUACAUCUCCAUCAUGCUGCGCGUGGCGUUGUCCUACGAGGCGGACAGGAGGUGGCACUGGGCUGAGCGCAUCUACAUCAGCUUGUGGCGCAAGGUGUCCGUCUUGUCCCGCACGGUCGUGACUACCGACGUGCACACGGCGAAGAUCAAGGUGGCCAUGGCGUACAUUACGUACUUGCGCUCCGCCAAGCGUGUCGAGGAGGCGUCGAACAUCCUCAUAGUCCUAUGGACCGAGUACGAGCACUACAACUUCGAGACGCAGGAGCUGGUCCUUUACCUGCGCGAGAUUGGUGUGCUGUUCCGCGUCUUUGGCAUGACGGCCAUCGCCGGCCACAUCUUCGGCAAGGUCUGGGGCUGGUUUAAAAACCAUGGCAAGGGAAAUGACGCCGAGGCAGGCAAGACCAUUGUUCUGAUUACCGAAGCGGUCAAGGAGAUCACCACGACGACCGCCACCAGCAAGACAACGGUGACGACCACGACGGAGACAACAGAGACCAUCGUUCGUGAUAUUUAUGUGACACACUACGAGCGCUGCCGCAAGACUGGGGUGGACAAGACCUUUUUCGCGGCGACACUGUCUCUAAUCGACAUUCUCAUUGCCGCCGGGAAGUGGGAUGAAUCGGAGGUGAUCAUUCGUCAGUCGCUUGAGAUCAGUUGGAAAGCCAUUCUCACGGCUAGCGCCAAGGUGACACUGUCAGAGCACUUCAUCAAAGAGUCCGUCAUCUUGGCAAAGCGUCUCGCAGUCUGCCACAAACACCAGCAUCAAUUCGACUUGGCGGAGCAGAUCUACCUGCGGAUCUACUAUGCUGCUCUCGGCUCUCUCACUUUUGACGACGAGCUGUUCCUUGAGGCGUUGGCUGGCCUCAUUGGGUUCUACGAGGAGUACCACCGCCACGACAAGGUCAUUGAGAUCUACGUGGAGCUGGUCGACAAGUACCGCAAGAAGUGCGGCGCUGCGCACCGUCUGACCAUCCAGGCCCUCUACACGCUGGCUGCGCAGUACGAAAUUCUCGGCCGCAAAGAGGCGUACGCUUGCUACAUUGAGAUCGUGACGACCCUCAACAAGGGCCUCAAGCACUGUCACCACGAUGCCUUCAAGGCCGCCGUCAUCCUUGUUUCCUUCUACCACAUCGAGAAGCGCUGGGCGGAGCUGCAGAACAUUUGCGCCGUGCUCUGGGAGACGUUUGUGCAUCGCCAUCACGAGCACUCGUAUGCGUUUACGGAGGAUGUUGUUGUUCUGAUCUACGAGAAAUAUAUGUACACGCUUGAGUACCAUGCCAAGGUCGACAUUCAGAUCCUCUACGAGAUAUCCAUUAAGUACCGCGAGACGGUGACGAAGGUCUUUGGUGCUUCAGCACACAUUUUCCUUCUUGCACAGCUCUCCCUCGCCCACAUCUGUGAGCGCUCUGAAAAGCACCAGCACGAGGCGGUCGCCAUCUACGAGGAGAUCAUCACGAAGACAAGGUCGACCAAGUCCACGACCACGAUCGAGACCGAGACAUCCAUCAAGGCUGUGACCAAGCGUCUGUCGACACUGUACACCACCAUCAUCCGCAAGGGCGACAAGGGCAGCAAGUCUGGUGGCCCUGGAAAGGACGUGGGCAUCAGCAUCGACCGUGCCAUUGUGCUCUCCCUCGAGGCCUUUGCGCUCUACAAGAUUGAGUUCGGCAUCUGGCAUGCCAAGACGCUGACAGUUCUCUCGGACAUUGUUUUCCUGCACCAGAAGACCAACACCAAGGAGUCGCACAGCAAGGUCGUUCACAUCUUGCAGACGACUGUCAUUGAGAUCCUGACCACACUCACCGUCUCUGCCCAGUUGUUCGAAGCGGCGACCACUCUGGCCUCCAUUUUCAUCAAAGCUGGCCUGGUCGGGCAGGCCGAGUCGCUGCUGCACCAGUUGCGCUACCUCCUGGUCUUUGGUGAGGUCCUUCCUGCCGGCAUUUCGGUCAAGCUGGAGUUCAAGCUGAACCACAAGGUCAACAGCCGUGUCGUGUUCCUCUUCGUGGCGGCAUUUGAGCGUCAUAUCCGUGGCCACAACCAAAAACAGACGGGGCCCGCCAUUACAUUCUCGGAACUCCUGUCAUCGCUCCUGUACGAGGUCCUUCUUUACGAGGACUACCGCGCCAAUGUCGACAGCAAGGAUGUCCGCAUCGAGGAGAUUCUCUUGUCGGGUGCUCGGCUUCGCGGUUUCUGGGCCGAGGAGGCGCGAUCGGAGCUUCUGGUCGUCCUCGACACACGGCUUUUCCCCCUCUUCAAGGCUCGGUACGCCGACUAUGCCAAGGUCACCUCGGACGAGCACACGAAGCUCUUCUACCUUGCUCUUCUCGCCGAGCUGAACCGCGAUAAGGCCGAUGCCAGCUACGCCGUACUGUCUUGCCGCGCUGGCAACCACAAGGUCUACGAGCUACUUAAGGCGGGCCUGUUUGAAAGUGCGCUCGGGGUCGCUCGCUUUGCCUUUGCCUUUGCGUCCAAGCAAGGCUUCUACAAGAGCAGCGGCGCACGCAUUGCAUAUGGCUACAAGCUGGCAGAGCUGCUGGCCGGCAUUGACGCCCGGGCGCCCCCCGCCGACACGCCCCUGCGUGGCAGUCUCUUGUCGCUCUCCCGCGAGGUAACCGCCGGCGUCUUUACCGUGCUGGCCGAGGAGAAGAUCGACCUGGCCACGCUCGAAGUGGCCGACGUCACUGGUCUGGUGCGUCUCCUGGGUGCCCAGGGCGACUUUGCACGCCUGGAGACACUGCUGCUGCAUCUGUGGCAGUCGCGCGAGGUCCGCCGCAGCUGGAAGCCCGCGACGGUCAUGUCCAUUGGCUUCGCCCUGGUGCACGCCUACGCCGGCCAGAAGCAGCACAAGCUGGACCGCGCCAUUGACCUGGCCGAUGUGCUCUGGUUCAACCUGGUGCGCAGCCGUGGCUGGCUCGACCGCGACGCCGUGGCCGCCGGCCAGCUGCUUGCCAGCCUGUACUUGGAGGCGGGCCGUGCCGCCGACGCCAUGAAGGUCUACGAGCGCGUACUGCACCAGAUUGAGGCGGCGGCCGGCAAGAAGAAUGGAGGUGCCUUCCCAGCAAUCACCAACGGCAAGCUGGGCAGCGCAGCUUCGGCGGUUGCUGGCGCCGCCGGCCACACCGAGGACGCCGAGGGCGAUACUGCGCUGCUGGGCCUCCACGCCCGGCAGCACCUCGACCUGUUGGGGGCGGCACAUGCUCGCCUCGGCCGCUGGGUCAAGCCCAAGAAGGAAUACCACGAUCUGUACGAGCACCUGCGUGACAGUCUUGGGCUCAAGGCCCAGCUCCCGGCCACAUUUGAAAAGUGGGCAGCGGCGGCGGCAAAUGCGGCGACGGACAAGUCGGCGCUGCCAGGUGGAUAUGUGGCGCCCAAGGACUGGACCAUUUCGGCAGGUGAGACGUUGGCCCGCGCAGGCUGA
Molecule: messenger RNA, 5802 nt
Organism: Sporothrix brasiliensis 5110
Lineage: Eukaryota; Fungi; Ascomycota; Sordariomycetes; Ophiostomatales; Ophiostomataceae
Product: nacht domain containing protein
Exons: 3
Coding region: 1-5802 (1933 amino acids)
Molecular function (GO): protein binding
Source: RefSeq, a predicted model, not a curated record